Podospora pseudopauciseta is the source of this 1034-nucleotide messenger RNA. RefSeq lists its product as uncharacterized. The transcript is spliced from 2 exons. Gene Ontology annotation, cellular component: cytoplasm. Lineage: Eukaryota; Fungi; Ascomycota; Sordariomycetes; Sordariales; Podosporaceae. Bases 90 to 911 code for a protein of 273 amino acids. The record is from RefSeq and is a predicted model, not a curated record.
CUUAUAAGCUGCAUCUGCCGCGUUCACGAGAUGAUGCAGAAUAGCACUUCAACUGACAGACAAAAACAAACUUAAAUUCUUCCUUCAAAAUGGCACCCCCCAUAACCCUCAACCGUAACUUCCCCCCCACCCCUAACCACGUCUGGUCCCCCUUCGUCAAUAAACUCGAGCUCCGCCUCCGCCUCUCCUCCAUCCCCUACACCACUGCCUCUGGCUCCCUACCCCAAUCCCCCAACAGGAAAAUACCCUACAUAUCCUACCAGCCCUCCCCAAACCACACCCCCGAACUCCUAGGCGACUCAACCCUUAUCACUAAGCGGCUUAUAUCCGACCACCUCCUCCCCGACCUCAACUCUGCCCUUUCCCCGGCAGAAAAAGCCCUUGACCUGUCCAUUAGAGCACUACUGGAAGAUAAACUCCAGUUCUUCAACACCCGCGAGCAAUGGGUCGACAACUACUACCCCAUGAGAGAAGGAAUUCUCGGUCAGGGAGGAGCGGGUCUGCCAUGGGUGAUGCAAUGGCUUAUAGGGGGGAAGAUUUACAAGGAUAUCAUCCGGACGCUCUAUGGGCAGGGGACAGGGAGGUACUCUUCUGACGAGGUGAGGGUGUUGAAGGAGGAGGUGUGGGAAGCUAUAAAUGCUUUUGUUGUGGAGGGGAGGAAUAAAACUCUAGCCCGGAGGAGGGGGAAAGGGGAUAAUGGUGACGAUAAGCCGUUUUGGGUCUUGGGAGGGGAGGGGCCCACGGAAGCGGAUUGCACUUUGUAUGGCAUGGUUGCGGGGAGGUUGAUGUGUAGCAGCGCUGCUCCUGAGACGGGGAGGUUGGUGAGGGGUUAUCCCACGUUGGUGGAGUACGCGAGGAGGAUUCAUGAUCGAUACUUUGAGGAGUAUGAUCUUUGGGAGGAGGAAAUCUAGGUUUGCCAGAUACAAUGAGGGUAAAAGGUGAAUAUAUGGUAAUGGAGAUGGAAAAAGAAACAAAAGCGGAUGCCCAAUAACAGGAUUGAACUGUUGACCUUCGCAUUACUUGGUACUGUUUCC